AUGGUCCUCACAAACCUGAAUCCAGUCCGUAACUGGAUUCGUAGGGAGUAUCCUCGGCCAGAAAUCAAUCCGGAAUGGCUUCAAGGAUGUUGUACUGCACUGCAAGAGAACGACCCAAAUAUCAAUACUCGUGAUCUCAUUCACGCGGUCAACCUUCAACUUCUCCUUUCCUCGCUGUCCGACUCAUGCCUCCCGCAAACCGGGCUUCCUGCCCCAGAACUUCUCGAAGAUCUUCACGGCGAGAUGCUCUUCCAAAAGGAUUACUGCCUGGUCAUGGUCAUGAGCAUCAUGGAAAUCGGUCACAGCGCCUUUCAACUACAGACGACGAUGGAGAACAGGAAAGAAGCCUUGUCCGGCGUGAGGAGGAUCAGACGGAUCCGUAAUCCCCAGGCAGACGGGGAUGGGGCAGACGAGGAGGAAGCAGAGGAUGAUGACGAUGACGAAGCGAUCCCGCCUUAUCCGAGAGGGAUGUUGAGGCUCGAAGUGAGCGAUGGAUUUCAUACCUUGAAAGCGAUGGAGUAUCAGCGGAUCGAUGGGUUGACGUUGGGGGAGACGGCAUUGGGUAGCAAGAUCCUACUCAAAGGGGUCCAAAUGCGUCGAGGAAUAUUAAUGCUCACCCCAGCAAACACGGUACUUAAGGGGCAAAUGGUGGAGGAGAUCGAGAUGCAUCAAGGUCGCCUUUUCCAGAACGCUCUAUUACGAGCCUUGGGGUACGUGCGGUGUUGGUCGUAUCAUUCUACAUCGCUAACGUCGUGA
Messenger RNA from Filobasidium floriforme, 756 nucleotides. RefSeq lists its product as uncharacterized. Gene Ontology annotation, biological process: double-strand break repair via homologous recombination; resolution of meiotic recombination intermediates. The record is from RefSeq and is a predicted model, not a curated record. Lineage: Eukaryota; Fungi; Basidiomycota; Tremellomycetes; Filobasidiales; Filobasidiaceae. The transcript is spliced from 4 exons. Gene Ontology annotation, cellular component: RecQ family helicase-topoisomerase III complex; nuclear body. Bases 1 to 756 code for a protein of 251 amino acids.